AUAAGUAGAAUACAUUUCGUUUAAAUAUGAAAUAAUAUUUAAUUUUAAUAAAUAAAUUAUUGUACAAUACCUGAUAAUAGUAUUUUAGAACCAUAUUUCUUAAGAUUUAUAAGGAAGCAAAUAUGUUUUCGUUUAUGAAAUUACUCAUUAAACCCACCACCUCAGAUUUAACCAGUCGGUUUAUAUCUUCUCAAGUGAAAACCGCCAUAGUUAUGUUGAACAUGGGUGGACCGCAACAUGUUGAUCAAGUUGGUGGUUAUUUAAAACGCAUAAUGACUGAUCGAGACAUGAUGCAACUACCAAUUCAAAAUACCUUGGGGCCAUAUAUUGCUAGAAGAAGAACAUCUGAUGUACAGAAGAAAUACGCUGAAAUUGGAGGUGGAUCACCAAUACUUAAAUGGACCAAUCUUCAAGGAAAAUUGAUGUGUGAAAAAUUAGAUAAAAUAUCUCCUAGUACUGCACCACAUAAACAUUAUGUAGCAUUUAGAUAUGUUGAUCCAUUAACUGAAACUACUUUGGAACAAGUUGAGAAAGACGGUGCUAAAAGAGUUGUACUGUUUUCUCAAUAUCCUCAGUAUAGUUGUGCUACCAGUGGGUCAAGUUUUAAUGCAAUUUACUCACAUUUUCUCAUAAAAAAAUUUCCUGAAGAUUUAAAAAUGAGCAUAAUUGAUCGAUGGGCAACACAUCCGUUAUUGAUUAAAACAAUAGGUUCAAGAAUAUCUGAUGAAUUAAAAAAAUUUUCCGAAAGUGAGAGAAACGAUGUUGUUAUACUGUUUUCAGCACAUUCUUUACCAUUGAAGGCAGUCAACCGAGGUGAUGCAUAUCCUUCAGAAGUGAGUUCAACGGUUCAUGCAGUUAUGGAAGAACUAGGUUAUGCUUAUCCUUAUGCUCUUGUUUGGCAGUCUAAAGUAGGUCCAUUACCUUGGUUGGGACCAUUCACUGAUGAUGCAUUAAAAGGCUAUGUGAAACAAGGGAAAAAAAAUUUUAUAUUAGUACCAGUUGCAUUCGUUAACGAACAUAUCGAAACAUUACAUGAACUUGAUAUAGAAUAUUGUAAAGAACUCGGGGAAGAACUUGGUAUCAAAAAAAUCCACAGGGCCGCUGCACCUAAUGAUCAUUCCUUGUUUAUUGAUGCAAUUGCCGAUAUAGUAUCACAGCAUCUUCGUGAAAACAAACCUGUUAGUCCAAAAUUUCUUUUAAGAUGUGCACAUUGUGUAAGUUCGCGUUGUUAUGAAUCCAAACAGUGGUAUUCAAAUGUCUGCAGGUCAACAUAAUGUAGUUAGAUUAUGACACAAAACUAUGUGUUGUCAAUGCAUUCAAAAGAACUUUUUAUUAAGGGAAAAUGGAAAUUUAUACCGGUUAAUAGAAAUGUAAUCAUACAAA
Sipha flava (yellow sugarcane aphid) is the source of this 1383-nucleotide messenger RNA. RefSeq names its product ferrochelatase, mitochondrial (gene FeCH). The transcript has 9 exons. The record is from RefSeq and is a predicted model, not a curated record. The coding region runs from base 123 to 1274 and encodes 383 amino acids. Gene Ontology annotation, biological process: heme biosynthetic process. Gene Ontology annotation, molecular function: protoporphyrin ferrochelatase activity. NCBI's taxonomy places the organism in Eukaryota, Metazoa, Arthropoda, Insecta, Hemiptera, Aphididae.